Molecule: messenger RNA, 1123 nt
Organism: Psylliodes chrysocephalus
Lineage: Eukaryota; Metazoa; Arthropoda; Insecta; Coleoptera; Chrysomelidae
Source: the annotation of a GenBank genome assembly
GAGCUAAUUGUUUUAUUUUGUAAUAAUUUUCUAUCGUUUUUUUGGUGUGAUUUAUAUCAUUCGAGCAACUAAGUAAAAAUAUUGUUACCAGUUCGUUCGAGAGAAUCGGAAUGCAUUUUUCAUUUAAAUUCUUGUUCCAUUCUUUAAUUAGAUCAAUAUCUUUACUUGUAGUUCUUCCUUGAUCUAUUAUGUCUAUAACGGAGAACUUAAAAGGUAAUACCAUCUUCGGUUUCAGAGCGUCAAAUCAUCAAAUUGAUCUGAAAGCAAAAUAUAUUAAAUUAUCGGAAAAACAUAAAUUAAAUGAAAAAUGCAUUCCGAUUCUCUCGAACGAACUGGUAACAAUAUUUUUACUUAGUUGCUCGAAUGAUAUAAAUCACACCAAAAAAACGAUAGAAAAUUAUUACAAAAUAAAACAAUUAGCUCCUGUUCUGUUUAACGAUCGAAAUACUGAUAGUGAAGAAUUCCAAUUGACAGUAAACACAUCGGCAUUCGCUCCUAUUCAUUGGAUUGAAAACAAUACUGUUAUAAUUUAUUGUAAAAUGCUGGAUACAAAUUAUAGAAAUUGUUACAUGGAUCAACAAUUGAAGGUUGGAAUUAUGACAAUAGACUCAAUAAUUGCAGAAUAUGCUCCGAAAGAUUUUAUUAUAAUCCAAGAUGUAAAAGGGAUUGGCAUGAUGCAUUUAACAAGAGUGAAGUUACACCUCUUAAAGAUAUUCUUCAACUACAUUCAGGAAGCACUGCCUCUACAACUAAAAGCCGUGCACUAUAUUAAUGCGAAUUAUGCGUUAAAACAAUUCAUCUCUAUUGCUAAAUGCUUUAUAAAAGCAGAACUGUUUAACAAGAUUACUUUUCAUUCUGGAUUUGAUGAUUUGCACGAUUUUAUUCCAAUAGAAUACAUUCCAAGUAACUUUAACGGACAUUUAGUGUCUAUAGAAGAACUGCAACGUGACUCUGUAAGAAGAUUAAGGGAUAUGCAAACAUUCUGGGAUGCUGAGGAAGCGAUGAGGAAACAGUGUAUUACGAAAAAUGAUAAUCGAAGACUGAAUAAAAGUGUUGAAGACGAAAUACAAAUUGAACAAUAGUAAAUAAUUGAAUAAUUAAUAGGACAGUGUAUGAAAUUUGC